This is a messenger RNA of Durusdinium trenchii, 470 nucleotides long. The record is from the annotation of a GenBank genome assembly. Lineage: Eukaryota; Dinophyceae; Suessiales; Symbiodiniaceae.
AGCCUCGUAACCAGCGCAGCCGGCGCUUUCCUUGCCUCCUGGGCCGUCAUGGCGGACCCUUGCGAGGCACCGGACGGAAAAGCAGAAAGGGCAACAUGUGUGGCUCCAUGUGGGACGGAUCCGAAGCCCGAUGCCUUCAUGUUCCCCUGCGCCUUGAAGUCGUCCGACCUGGCAGAGGAGGACUCAUCCAGUGAGGAGGAUGAGGAUACCGACGCACCUGACGGCGUUCUGUCUUCCAUCUACAAUACAAAGAUGUUCUCGGACCCUGAAGAGUACGAGAAGUGGAAGGCCCGAGGCUGGAGAGCCGUGCAAUGCUGCGGCGGUGCACUUCUCGUGCUGGCAUUGAUCUUUGACGAGAUGGACUGAGGGUGAGUUGAGACAAGCAUGUGGAUAAAGAUGUUUGAGGGUUAGUCACGACUUGUGACAAAGUGCUGGCUCACAAAAUCAAAGGAAUGAAUCCUAGAGCCCUG